Archocentrus centrarchus (flier cichlid) is the source of this 2110-nucleotide messenger RNA. It is a transcript of the gene ggps1, whose product is annotated as geranylgeranyl diphosphate synthase 1. The coding region runs from base 435 to 1376 and encodes 313 amino acids. The record is from RefSeq and is a predicted model, not a curated record. The transcript is spliced from 4 exons. Gene Ontology annotation, biological process: isoprenoid biosynthetic process. NCBI's taxonomy places the organism in Eukaryota, Metazoa, Chordata, Actinopteri, Cichliformes, Cichlidae. Gene Ontology annotation, molecular function: prenyltransferase activity.
GGAUUCUACCGGGCAAUGUUGAAAUAUAAAUACAACGAACAUUAUGCGAGGCACCUAUGUGAUAUUGUCCAGCUCCUCUGCGCCUGCUCCGUAACGCAGUCCAAACGUAUAUACGUAGCUCAUCAAAACUCGCUGGAGAAGUGAAAGGUUUGUAGCGUGCGCUUCGGUGACGGCAUUAGCUUAGUGUUCAGUGAAGUAGCCGGCAGCACACAGGUCUAAAGUGAUACGAAGGUCUGGAUAUAACAGUUAUAUCGCGUGCUUUACUCGUGGAAGGUUUACAGCGUGGAAGCGGGUGGUUUUAUUUUGAAAAAGAAAGCUAUAUUGAAUGGUGAUACACCAUUGUGUUAGCCUGCUAACGCUAGUCAACUAGCAGUCCGGCUAACCGGAAUUCUGGGCUGACAGUCUGCCAAGAUAUAUUGUAUACACCUGAAGCAAUGGACCGUGGCUCGGAGGCCGCUGCUGACCGAAUCUUGCUGGAACCAUACAACUACUUGUUGCAACUGCCGGGAAAACAAGUAAGAACUAAACUUGCCCAAGCAUUCAACCACUGGCUCAAUGUUCCAGAGGACAAACUGCAGGUGAUCAUUGAGGUGACUGAGAUGCUACACAAUGCCAGUUUGCUCAUAGAUGACAUUGAGGAUAGCUCCAAGCUGCGUCGAGGCUUCCCGGUGGCACAUAGCAUCUAUGGCAUUCCCUCUGUUAUUAACUCGGCCAACUACGUUUACUUUUUGGGGUUGGAGAAGGUGCUGAUCCUAGAGCAUCCUGAGGCUGUACGAGUGUUUACCCGUCAGCUGCUGGAGCUGCAUCGUGGUCAGGGCCUCGACAUCCACUGGAGAGACACCUACACGUGUCCCACUGAGCAGGAGUACCGUAGCAUGGUGCUGCAGAAGACGGGAGGGCUCUUCGGUCUCGCUGUAGGCCUCAUGCAGCUCUUCUCAGACUGGAAGCAGGACCUGAAACCCCUCUUAGACACACUGGGCCUCUUUUUCCAGAUCCGUGAUGACUAUGCCAACUUGAGCUCCCACGAGUACAGCGAGAACAAGAGUUUCUGUGAGGACUUGACUGAGGGCAAGUUCUCUUUCCCCACCAUUCAUGCCAUAUGGUCACGUCCAGAAAGCACCCAGGUGCAGAACAUCCUCAGGCAGCGCACAGAGAACAUGGACAUCAAACGAUACUGUGUGGACUACCUGGAGAAGGUGGGCUCAUUUGCCUACACCCGCCAGACUCUGCGGGAACUGGAGACGGAGGCCUACCGACUCAUUAGGGAGUUUGGAGGAAACCCUCAAAUGGAGAGCCUGGUCAAACACCUUAGCCAGAUGCAUCACGAGGUUGCCACAGCCGAGUCUAGUGAGCCACACUCCGGCCAAGGCCACUGACGACAUAUUUACCUUGACUCCCAUGCACUCCUGCACACAGAUGCUGAUGCAGUGAUACAGACACACACAUUCCUGAAAACCUCAAUGCAUACGCUAUGUUGAGUCGUAACCACUGAACACAAACCAUUCAGAUAGCAGAGCAGUCACAAAUGUUGCCUUUUGGUUUUGUGUGCAUGAUGGCAUCCUUCAAGUGUUGCUUAAUAGUACACAUAACCAAUUUUUGUAUCCAAAUGUAACAGUUCAGUCAGUGGAAGACAUGAAUUGAAAUAAAAGAAUUUUAAGGUUUGAGCUUUCAUUUUCUGAACAUGAAAAAUAGCAAGUUGGCAAAAAAAAGCUUUCACGCCUUCCGUUUGAUGUGCACCACAAUUCAUAAAUGUAUCUCUCUCUUCCUUGCCAGCAAAUGGAAAUUGUUUAUCUAGGGGCGAGUGAAUGCCGGCUUUUAAUUUAUUUUUUUUGUCUCUUCCCCCACGUUUUAAAAGCAGGAUUUGGAUGUCUCGACUGUAUAUGUGGUUGAGGUUCCUUAAUCCUCAACCUGAGUGCCAAGCUUUUAGGAAAGACCUCUACCACUGUAUUGUCUCCUUUUUACAUAACACACUGGUGUUGUAUGCAAAGCGGUGCUCAUAUUUCUUAUGCGCUCCCUACAUGAGUACGCUUUGGUUUCAGAGGUCUUCACACCUCGAACAUUUCAUUAGCUUGAUACUGUUUUUUUAUUAGGAGACACCUCUUUGCAGUAA